This is a messenger RNA of Leptosomus discolor (cuckoo roller), 1081 nucleotides long. Lineage: Eukaryota; Metazoa; Chordata; Aves; Leptosomiformes; Leptosomidae. The record is from RefSeq and is a predicted model, not a curated record.
CUGCAGGGAAGUCAACAUUUGUGAAUAUUCUCAAACAAGCUGAUGAGGAAUGGGAAGUUGUUCCUGAGCCUGUAGCUAGAUGGUGCAAUAUUCAGCAAAACUCUGAAGAGGAUUGCGAGGAGCUGACUGAAUCACAGAAGAGUGGCGGGAAUGUGCUUCGGAUGAUGUACGAGAAACCAGAGAGGUGGUCUUUCACUUUCCAGACAUAUGCAUGUCUCAGCAGGAUCCGGGCUCAGCUCAGAUCCCUUGAUGGCAAACUCAGAGCGGCAGAGAAUCCCGUGGUCUUCUUCGAGCGAUCUGUCUACAGCGACAGAUACAUCUUUGCAGCGAACUUGUACGAGUCUGACUGCAUGAAUGAAACCGAAUGGACUAUUUACCAAGACUGGCAUGACUGGAUGAAUAAGCAGUUUGGUCAAAGCCUGGUGCUGGAUGGGAUCAUUUAUCUCCGAGCCACUCCCGAGAAAUGCUUAAAUAGGAUUUACUUGCGUGGAAGAGAUGAAGAGCAAGAAAUUCCCAUUGAAUAUCUGGAGAAGCUUCACUACAAACAUGAAAGCUGGCUUCAGCAUAGGACACUGCGAACGGAUUUUGAGUAUCUACAGGAAAUACCUAUUUUAACCUUAGAUGUUAAUGAGGACUUCAAAGGCAAGAAGGACAGAUACGAUCACAUGACUGAAAAGGUCAAAGAAUUUUUGAGCACCUUAUAAUCCUCUUUGAAGCGCAGGCAGAGUCAAACUGUUCCAAACAUCUGUGCAAUCAAAGUCUGAAGUACAGCUUCUGCUUUUACAGAAAGCCUCUGGAGAGGCAGGACUCAAUCCUGUUGGUUUAAUUGUGGGCAACAAAAACAUUUUGUGAAUAGGGAAACUAUUAAAUAAAUCAGUAGGUCUGUUUAGUGUUCUGUUAAGUACCACACACAAAUUCUGAAGAUACUAGAAUUCUGGGAGUUCCCAAAUAUUGUGCCAGUUUCUCAUCAGACCGAAUAAGUUCUUCUGGAGUAUUUUAUUGUAUUUUUUAAUUUAUUUUGUGCCCAGUAGCUAUUUAAUUUUCAAGAAGGUAGUGGGUUUUUUAGAUCUCUUGAGUGUUU